GCACCCCCUCCUCAUCGCAUCCACUCUCUCGUUCCUGCGUGGUCCCAGUCGCUCAUUGUCGUUGUGAAACCAGAUGCCAUGCGCUUAAGUGCCAGCAGCAGCAGGGUGGACCUUAAGCAUCCCGAGUAAACAUGCGAGACAUGGUUACAUGCUCCACGACGCCCUCCUUCGCUGCCUCCUCGCUCUCCUCCUCCCCAGGCCGGCCGUGCGGUCUUGAGGCAUGCCAACAUUUGCCUCGACGCUCGGAGCCACGUCGACCAUCACCGCCCUUGCGAGCAUCGGCUUCGUCCUAACCGCCUCUGAGUCCCACCCGCGCGCCAACACCGAUGCGAACGACCGCCGCGCUCAUGCUCAUGGUCCCGCCAGUGCAAGCAUUCCAGGCACGGCGCGGCCUGCUGCCGACAUGAGCGCGACCGCCACCGCCGUGUCGACCUUCAACGCCCACCCGCACCUGUUUGCUGAGCUGCCCGCGCGACGCAGCCAUGGGCGGAGGUCGCGCUCCAGCUCCACCAACACCGCCUCCACGACACUAGCAGCCAAGCGGCACAGCUACACCGGCCUCAGCGUGGGCAUGGAUCGAUCCUCGCGCCGACCGCAGACGCAGGAAGAGCACGGCGUCGCCGCAGACACCAAUACCUCUGCAACAGGAUCAGCCGCCAACAGCAAGUGGUUCCGCCGACUGUCCAGUUCAUUAUCCUCGUCUCGAGACUCCAGUCGCACUCCGACAUCACGCCCACCUUCUGCCGCCAUCUCGCACUCCAAUGGGUCGAUUACCCCUUCCGUCACCGGCUCGUCCACUCCCAUGGUUGCGGACAGCACACCACCAACGAACGAACGUCCACUUGCAGCCAACAAGCUCGUGAAGCGGACAACAUCGCUCAGCAGCACUCAUGGAUCGCCCAAUUCGCGGAUCCCCAUAUUUCGAAGGCCAGCUACAAGUCAUCAGCGCUCCGCGACGCUGCACGAGCGGCUAUCAGGUUCAGGCUGGGAUAGCCCCAUAUCCCGUGGUACCAGUUCUCCGUCCGGUAAUGCUUCUCAUUGGCGAUCAUACUUCUCGCCCGAAGCGACACGUGAGCAAUCGACAUUGACCAGACGACGAAAUUCGACAGGCAUCCCGAAUCCUGUACGUCGUAUGUUUCCUGAUCGAAAGUACACACCAACCCUGGUCUCCGCAAAGGAACCAGUUCGCGUGUCUACUGUCGAGGCCCCCUUUGCUGCAGAUGAACUUGAAACCUUUCACGCAACCACCGAAGUCAACGUGGCGCAGAGUACAGCUUCCUCGCCGUUUCCCAAUUACGUUCCUUUCUUCGAAGAAAGCGCGUCUCCCCGACGAUCCUUCUCCAUUGGUGACCUCCUCUCGACAGGGCCACAACCACUGUGGCGACGACCAUCAACGAGCAAUGGCAGACCGUGGUCUGCCAGAUCGAACCGCAGACUCAGGCCAGCUUCAAUGGGUGGUCUCGUGAGCAGGAACAUAGAGCCAGAGUUGGAACGCCCUGCCAAACGCCGCGAUUUAACCGACCCAACAUCGUCGCAGCGCAGCAUAUACUCGUCAUCUUCUAGCGAACAUCCUUCUUCCUCGGAUCCCGCCUACGAGGUCGACCUCCAACUUGGUGGCGAGCUGCCGCAAGCACCGUAUUCAGAAGAUGAAACAGCGCCUGCGCCAGGCUCCGGCGCACGCACACCGGAUCAUCAUCGCUUGCCCCCGGAGAGCGCGUUCGCGCCUUCGGCCAGGCAGCCAAGAAUCUCUGCGACCUACUCAGAAAUCGCUUCAACUGUCGGCUCGGAAAGUGAGCGGCGCUCGUUAGGUGACAACAGCACUGACUAUCAGAGCGACGUGUACUACGAUUCGAUUCCAACGAGGACAACGCGAAGCAGUUCGGGACGACGUGGGCCUCCCAUUGAAACCAUAUUUGACGAAUCACCCCCAACAUUCUCCUCUGGUCGGAGCACCAAACUCCGGGAUUUCUUGAGUGAUGGCCAUGAGCACAACAACGCCCGGUACAGCACUAUCGAGGAGGAAGGGAGCGUGGUCAGCACCCCAGUAAGGUCCCUCCGGAACAAGAGCAUUACUUCAACGCCUUCAGCACGCCCUGGAGCGACUCACAUCUUUUCGUCUUCGCCACCUACUAUGCGCCUAACGCCCGAUAUGGACGAUGAUGAUUGGGAUGCCGACAACGACGGUGGACUUGAGCCAGGCCUUGGCAUUCAACGACAUGACUCCAUGCCUUCCUUUGGCGGGCAAACAACAACACAAACGUUGCCAUUUCGUUUUGGUCCUGCUUUGCGAUUCACCAGUUCGAGAUCUGCGAAUUCCACGCCAUAUCGCAACGGAUACUCGCCAAUGGAAAAACCAAAUUUAUUUGAUUGGUCAGAGCCACAACCGAGUCCGAGUCAUCCUCAACAGUCUCCUCCCCGACCUCGUACUGUGCAUGGAAAGAAGGAUCAAGACAGCAGAGGAAGCAGACCGGCCGGUCGCCGACCUGUCAGCGGGAUGCACGCACGGAGUCACAGUGUGCCUGUCGUACCUGAUUUUGACAACAAACGUAGUAACGUUGUAGCCAACAAAUUUGGCACAUGGGGUGUCGGGAGCAAAGGUGUGACAGAAGACUGGAACGAUGACUUCGACUUCGACGAACUCCCCGAACCUGUACAAGAUAUCAACGAGAGCGACUCGAGGCGUAUUGACAGCGGGCAUGUUAUGUUCGUACCCAAAUCUAUUCGCGAACAGCAAGAGAAUGUGGUAGCCAACAUAAGCUUGCUGCGCGAGUGGGGGCUGUUGAUUGAAGAGCUGAAGGAACUGCGGAUUCGAGCUGUGGCCUUGAAUAUGCUGACCGGCACGUAUGCACAGUCGUGGCGAGAGGUGGACGCCAUGAUCGAGCUUGCAGACCAAGAAAGCGAGGAACACACUAUCGAACCCCGCCGAACCCCUCCCUCAUCUCCUGGCUUCGAUGUAAGUGCCUUCGAGGAAGUCACACCGAUCAAGUCGAACGUGAAGGCGAUACAACCCCAGCUCUCUGCGGAUGUCUCGCCAACACGCGGUCAAAAGCAGGGCACAACAAUUGUGACCCGGCCCCGAAAAGAUUCCGAACUCGUGGCUCAAAAGGUCAUCGCAGCUCUGCAGUCCAGGAGGAUCACAGAGGACUCGCCUGCGCUGUCUUCGAUAUACCCAACAAACAAGAAAGUGCCCUUCGAUACAGCUACACUUCGGCACAUUGUGCCGUAUGUUAGUAGCCUGAAACGCAAAGUGAAAGAUGCCUUGCGUGAAACUGAAGGCCUCUACACCAGUCCGAACCGGCGACGGUCACCCACGAACCACGAAGGGGCGGAAAAUAUGAGCGAUGAAGAACCUGCCUUUCGCAGUAUCUUCAACUCGCCCCAAGAUGACGACGUAACGAAUCGACGAUUGUCACGACGCAAACAGGCGACCACUGACCAUGAUGGCUCUGGAUCACCACUGAUGAGCCAUGGCGCUGGCCUCGACGAAAUGAUGCAAGACAUGAGCCUUCCAUCGUGAGCCAUGGUGCCUAAUAUACUGAUUCACUGAGACGAUGACCGAUUCAGGAAAAUGUGCGGAUUCCCUCACCCGCUGCAUUUGCAGCGCACUUGCCAAAACUUUUAUGAUUCACAGCACAUGAUGGCGUUCAGCAUGGCGUUUCUAGAAGACUACCAAAAGCAAAAGCGGAGAUCUGACCGCACCUGCUGUAGCGCGCGAGGACGCGCUGCAAGCACAGCACAUGUAGAACAAGGAACCGGGUUGAUGCAAGCCAGCGAGCAUACUCUUUGAUUGAUUACAGCUGCUUUGGCGGAGGCUCUCUUGAAAUGGAGCUCUUGAUAGCUCAUUCUCUCCGAUGUACAACGCAUAGCGUGGGAGGAUGUAUGAGCUCUAGCACGUGUAAUGAUAUACAAUUCACAGCCCACGAUGGCCAUAAGAAUACAACUGUGCACUUCUCCCGA
Molecule: messenger RNA, 3957 nt
Organism: Cercospora beticola
Lineage: Eukaryota; Fungi; Ascomycota; Dothideomycetes; Mycosphaerellales; Mycosphaerellaceae
Source: RefSeq, a predicted model, not a curated record